AUGGGCUUAAGGAAAAAAUCCAGGUCCUCCUCUGCUCAGUCGGAUUUGUUCGCAAACACCACGGACCGGUCAGUCCAUUUCACCUGUCCCGCGGAGCGUCUCGAUCGUUCGGUGUCUAGUCAAAAGCACUCGUUUUCUGCUGAGCAUGUGGAAAAACUGAUGAAAAAACAUAUGAAGAAACGACCUCAUCCUGUAACUAUACUGUGCACAGAUGAUCGGAUCCUAUUUCGGCCGGGAUCCGGUUCUCGGGUGUCCAGACACGUACGAGCGUACGCCAAAUACGGAGAUAUUCGUCACAUUUUCAUCUAUUCACUCAACCCACGAUUGUUCAUGGUAUGUGUGGAAGAUUCCGAGCGGAAAAGUAAGAAAUAUUACGAGAGUUUUCGUUGUCAACAGGCCGAAGACGUGAAUCGAUUGUGUGAAGUGACUGCGACCGCUAAGCAGAACGGAAACAGGUUGACCUCAGCAGUAAUGAAUCAGUUCGGGGACGUUUAUGCAGAUGAUCCAAUAGAGCUGAAUGAGAGUGAGAGACAGAAAAAUGGAAUGGACGUUGAGGAAAUAGAAGAGGUGGUCCUACCAAUGGAAGCCUCGAAGUUACAGCACGCAACACCUAGAGUGGCCUCCGCCUAUGAUUCACCAAAUCGAUAUGAUCUGUCUCAGUCUGAUCUGCGUCGACAAUAUGACCCAACACCACCGAUUUCUCCAGGUAUUAAAGAAUCAAGAGUGACUGAAUAUUAUGAUAAUCCUCGGUUUGUGAACCGUGCAACACCGGUGAUUCCCACACCGAGUCCCGUUAUUCUACAAGAACAACCGGCAUUACGGAGUACAUUCAACCCUCCCGGGAUUUCCACUGCUUAUUUUGAGCGUAUUCAAGCAACACCGCCGGUUCCAUCGUCUGCCCUGAUUGUUCGCGAUAGCCGUCGCACUUCAAAAACCAUGCAACUUCAAGUAGUAGCCGAAUCCAGGGAGCACAGUACGGCAACCUAUCAAACGUACAAUUCAAGGAAUUCAUUCACUCCCAAACUGGACCCUCAAUACAGACGCGAAGAUAUUAUAAGAUUAUUGGGUGAUGAUGUAACAUAUGUGAUCAGCGACCCAGAGAGUGGAGCAAAAAUGUGUCAAUCCGGUCCGGUAUUCCUGUUUGCAAUGCGUGUGUAUGAUCAGGUAGAUCCAUACAUGGGAGACGAUUUGGUGUCUGCGACUAAUUCACCACGGCCACAGUAUUCGUACUAA
Messenger RNA from Echinostoma caproni, 1233 nucleotides. The record is from the annotation of a GenBank genome assembly. Lineage: Eukaryota; Metazoa; Platyhelminthes; Trematoda; Plagiorchiida; Echinostomatidae.